Messenger RNA from Pristis pectinata (smalltooth sawfish), 6268 nucleotides. RefSeq names its product DP-Gal:betaGlcNAc beta 1,4- galactosyltransferase, polypeptide 1, like (gene b4galt1l). Lineage: Eukaryota; Metazoa; Chordata; Chondrichthyes; Rhinopristiformes; Pristidae. Gene Ontology annotation, biological process: carbohydrate metabolic process; protein N-linked glycosylation. Bases 109 to 1233 code for a protein of 374 amino acids. Gene Ontology annotation, molecular function: beta-N-acetylglucosaminylglycopeptide beta-1,4-galactosyltransferase activity; cytoskeletal protein binding. The transcript has 6 exons. The record is from RefSeq and is a predicted model, not a curated record.
CCUCGGUCAAGCGGCGAGUUCAUUGCCCAGAGCUGUCAGUCGGCUGGAGGAGAGAGGCGGUGGGGGGGAGGGGGAAGGGAAGGGGGUGGGUUGAUCGACCCACCGAUCAUGGUAAGGAGCGGGUCCGGAGUAGGGUCGGUGGCGCUUGGCUGGUCGAUGCACAACCGCGCCUUCCAAGUGUCGUGCGUGGCGCUGCUGGCGCUGAGCGCCCUCCACUUGGUCGUUACCCUCGUCUACUACCUCGACAUACAUGUCUACACCGUGCAGAUGGUGCGUCGCAUCGGCGGCUUCCUGGCGCCCGAACCGCUCACCACCUUCGCCACCCACCACACCGCGGCCCCGAACUUCACGGCGGCGCCCAACUUCACGGCGGCCCCCGCCGGCACAUCGCCGCCGCGUCCUCUCCAGCCUUGCCCGGAGACAUCGCCACGCCUCGUGGGACCAUUAAGAAUAGAAUUUUCUCAGUCCAUUAAUCUGGAGGAAGUGAGACAGAGUAAUUUGUUAGUGCAGGGAGGAGGCCGAUUUACUCCCUCGGAAUGUACAGCUGUUCAGAAAGUUGCUAUUAUCAUUCCUUUUCGUAACCGCGAAGAGCACCUGAAAUACUGGUUAUAUUAUUUGCAUCCAAUUCUGCAACGGCAGCAGCUUGAUUAUGGAGUGUAUGUCAUUAAUCAGCAUGGAGAAGAAACUUUUAAUCGAGCCAAACUUCUCAACGUGGGUUUCGUGGAAGCUUUGAAGGAAUAUGACUACAACUGCUUUGUGUUCAGUGAUGUUGAUUUGAUUCCAAUGGAUGACCGUAAUAUCUACAAGUGUUACAGCCAGCCAAGACAUCUGGCUGUGUCAAUGGAUAAAUUUGGUUUCCGCCUGCCAUACAGGCAGUACUUCGGUGGAAUUUCAGCCUUAAGUAGAGAGCAGCAUGAAAGAAUCAAUGGCUUCCCCAAUGAUUAUUGGGGCUGGGGAGGGGAAGAUGAUGACAUCUACAACAGGAUUGCUUUUAAAGGCAUGGGAAUAUCACGUCCAGAUGGUGUCAUUGGGAAGUGUCGAAUGAUUGUUCACCAAAGGGAUCAAAAGAAUGAACCCAACCCUCAGAGGUUUGACAGAAUUGCACGUACAAGGCAGACAAUGCAAAGUGAUGGUUUAAAUUCACUCAAAUAUAAAGUGCUACAGGUCAAGAAAUAUCCAUUAUACACAUUAAUCGAUGUGGACAUUGGUGGGCCUGGAAGGCCGCCCUCCUGAGUGUAACAAAAAGUGAAAGACUUCUUGAAACAAAGUCUAACUAAAUUACAGACCUCUUAAAUUUGAGUUUUAUGUUUUAUACCUUAUGUGCCUCAUUCAAUUACAUUUAUAUGCUGCAUAUCCUCCUUGCCUGAUCCUGAAGUCACUGUGGUUCCUAUGCCUUGAUAUUGAAAAUUUGAUCAUAUUGGAUACACAUUUUUAAAGUUAGUAUCUUGUAAAUCUAAAAACAGUCUAGCUGAGAAAGAAAUGCCUACAUGCAAAAAUAUUUUUUUUAUUAAAUUUCCAUAACCAGGUUUUUCACUUUAUUUCCAUGUCCAAAUUUUACUUUUGGACCCUCAGGAAUUCUCUAAUGCUUUGUUCCAAAUAAGUUGUUUUUCUCAAUCAUUUGUUUCUGACACAUUGUAUUUCUGCUCUUUUGUGGAUAGCUUUAGAAGCAUUGCUAAUUUAUUUGUAAUAUUGUUGCCUGUAGAAUGUGAUACCUGAAAUGUGACAGUCAUCUGCUCGAGCCAAGCUGAGCUUCCCUGUCUUUCACUGUUAGAAGACUUUGGAUGGGAGGGUUGAUUCUCUCCUGAUAGUAACAUUUGUUCAACUUUAAGUUUGAAGGUUAUGUUCCACAGGCAUUUGGCUAUCUGUACUGAAGUCCAAGUACUGUAAAGAUGGCUUCAACACUCUGGGAAGAAUAUUCAAUGAACUAAAUACCUAGUUAGAUUACUGUUUUUUAAAUUGUUCUUGUUGUAUAAGCAGUACUGUCAAGUUCCUGUUUAUCAUCCAUCUCCUAAUUGUCUGGUGAAAGUUGUGGUGACUUCCUUGAACCAUCUUGGUCAUUGUCCAUUAACAAUGACAUUGGUUGAAUGUUGACCCAGUUACAUCAAGAAUGUUUGAACUGGAGGUUUUGUGUUUCCAUGACUUUCAGCUUAUGUGGCACAAGGCUGCUUUGUAUCAAGUGACAAAUGGAUUUGGAAAGCAGAUGUUUUUUAAGUCUUAUUCCACCCUUCUUGGUUGCACAGAUACAUCAUAUUUACACAAUCCCAUAUACUGUGCAUGCACUCUUGGACAAUGUGCACGCAUGCACACACUGCACAUCCGCUAACUUGGUAUCUUCCACAGACACUGAAGCUGUGUUAGCUUUUUCAAAAUUGUUGCCACUUUUGCCUAGGACUACAGUUGCAAUUAUAUGUUUAAAAAGCUGCAUUGAAAAUCCCUUUGUGGACUGAGUCUUAUCCAAAUUUUUAAAGAGCAGAGGAUUUUAAAGAAGGUGACUUCUGGCCCUGAGGAUCCAUCCUGUCAAACAGUAUGGAACCAUGACUGGGAUCAUCAGUCCAACAUUAAACUCUGGCCAAAAUAGCAUUAAGGGAGUUGCUUGAAUUUAUGGCAUUAAUAAGAAACUCUGCAGCUGUGCUUUGGCAUCACUGAAAAUAGUUCUUCACAAACCUCUGACUUUUCGGUGACACUCUUUUCUAGAUGAUUUUAUUACUGAAAGUUUUUUUCUCUUCUUAUAUAGAAAUACUACUUGUUUGUUGCUCUGUAAAAUGCCUUUGAUUCUUCUAUCAUCUCCUGUCAUUCACUGAUCUAGAAUGAGAGACUCCAGAAACUUUAUUCAGAGUUUGAGUAAUGUUAUUUGCGGAAAUGACUAGCCAGAAUUUUACCAUUUGUUGGUUCUCGUUCUGUGGGUUAUUCUUGGGUUCUUGACUUUCUCUAUCACAGUUGCCAAAGGUACAACUACCUUGAACUGCACUAAGCAUAAAACAGAAGGGUGUCAUAAAUAAGCAAGACAGCCCACGAAUCCUCAGGGAGAAGGCCUUGUAGGAUGUGCUACUAACUCGUAUUUUUCUUUCUUUUGAUCGCAUGGAAUCAAAACUGCCAACACACGGGGAGGCCCUUGGCCUGUUGUGCAUCUUUUGUGUGUGCAAUCCAAAACUAAUCCCAAUGCCCCACUGCCUGUGAUUCAAACAUUACUAUUAAAAGAUCCACCUUGCCUCAACCACUAACUGGCAAAGCAUUCCUAUCCUCCAGUAAACCUUCACGUUUCUUCUAAAAUCUCUUGGAAUCCCUCAUUUGGCAGCAUGCUCAAGACAAAUGAAUUUUGAGUUUGUUUAAUGUCAACUACUUGGCUGUAUCCCUACCUCAUUCUGCAUACUGUAUAAAUUACCUGGAAAAUUCUAUUGUUUGUUGUAAUCAGUUCAGUUUCUUUUGAGCUCUGAUCCAAGUUCCAACACAAUGAAUUUUAUAAGGCAUGCAGGUUGGGUAAACCUGUCAAAACUAUAAUGAAAGUAAGAUCGAGGAUUUGAAAUUAAAAUACCAUAAGAUAUAAAAGCAGGAGUAGGGCAUACAGACCCUUGGGUUAUCUGCUCCAUCCAAUAAGAUCAUAACUAGCCUGAUGGUCUCUAUUCCAUUUUCCUGUCCAGUGGCUAUAAAGUUUGGUACCACUGCAGUCCAAGAGCCUAUCCCAGCCUUAAACACCAAUGACUUAAUAUUGACAAUUCUGAGAGAGAAGUCCAAAGGAGAGAAAAAAAUCUUCCUCCUGACUGUCUUAAGCAGUUGACCUCUUACCCUAAGCUGCUUUUCCCUAGUUCUAGUUUCCUCAGAAGGGCAAACAAGCCUUCCGCAUCUACCCAGUGUAGCCUCUCAGCUUCAUUACAAUCUGAUUCAGUUGCUUUCAUGUGUAUAAGAUUUGUAAGCAUUUUGAAAUAGACCUAUAGUGUAACCCAGGAAUGUUGGUGUGCUUCAAGUGCCUGUAGAGUGGUGAAAAUCAGAUUGCUGUCUUUCGUGAGGUUGUCCUCGUGAAACCAGAUAACCACAUGAAAAUGUGGUAGCCUGAGAGGUCUUUAUUGGCAGCAAAUGGAGAAACAUGAAAAAAUAGUGUAAUCCCAAAAAGUGCACCUUAAUGUAUGUGCUUUUUAAUUAAGAUAACACGUGCUUUUUUUUAUACAGUGCUACCGAUUCUACUUCAAUUAUGUGUGAAUUUGCUGCUUUCAUGGCUGUAACACUUCUCAUGAAUGUCACAAGAUUUAUGUAUUUUUCAGUCCCAAAAAUGAACAUACACUUAAUCACUGCUUUCACUUUUGGCUCUCCCUUGAUUUGCUCACACUCGUCCAUUUGAUUGCUUCUUGGACAUGUAUUCUUUCAUAUAUUCAUUGCUACCUCCUGAGAAAGCAAGCUUUCUUCAAACUUUAAUCUGUGCCCCUUGUUAUGCCAAGCAGAUUUAUUAGUUUACUGUAUUCCUUUGUGUCCUUUGGAAUCUCUGUUUAAACAUUCCCAGUAACUUCAAUAUUCAGAUAUUUAAUGUGACAUUGGUUGAUUUGCUUCUGAUGUAAUGUUUUGAAGCCUGGAUGUCUGCAUUUUUUUGGCAUACACAGGCCACCUAACACUGACUUGUGGUGCUAGUUAGUCAUUUUCUCCAUUCUAAUGCAGCUCCAUAACGACUCUUCUUUACUGCUUAGCUCCAGCAGCUCCUAGUCCACUGCUAUUGUGUGCCAUUCAACCUCCUGAACCAUUCUAUUUUGUGUUGUCUUGCUAAAAGCAUUGUUAAGAAGAGAGCCUUAUUUCUCCAAACACUGACACUGGGGGAGUCAGGAAAGCAGACCUCCCUGAACCUUUCUCCUCUGUGAUCUUUGGCUGUGGAAUAUUGGGACUUCAGCAAACAAGAGAUUGUCAACUGAAUACUGUUUCACUAUUCAAAGAAGCAAAGUUACCAUUUUAUUCCUUUUUGUAUCAUUCUGAGUUGCAUCUUUUUAGUUGUGUGCUGCCUUAAUUAUCCAAGCCAAUAAUCUACAGUUGUCUUUAAUUCUGCGUUCUGAGUCUUAUAUUUUUACCCAAGUAUUUCUGCUUGGUGCAGAAUAUUUUCCUGUGCUUAAAAACUGAACACCUCUUAAAAAUUGGUAGAACUGCAAUGGAACUGUUAGAGUUUACCUGUGUAACUGAUGCAUAGUAUUCAUUCAAACUUGCACAGUCUGUUGGCAAUUGAGGACUUGCAUUGCCUCUGACCUUAAUGACUAGCUACAGACUGCUACUUUAUUUACUACUCUGAAAAGAUACUAUUGAAGAAAGUUGAUAGAGAUUUUAUAAUGUGCAUCAAAUUAAAAUUGCUCAUUUUGUUUGUAAUCAUGUAAACCAUUAAGUCCUAGAUCUUGUGUGUGAAUCAUGAAUUUAACUUGUAUUCAUUGAGGGCAAAACCAGACCAAAAUCUUUUUUGUAUGGCAAUAAAACUUACAUUUUUUUUUGCAAAUGCCCCAGUUAUGUUUCAUUACAUUGAUGAAGAAUGAUUUGUGUUUUGCUGGUGGAGUUUUUGCCACCCUAUUGUACAUGAUAAAUUAAUGUUUAACAAGGAAGAAUUCCCUACAUUAUGGUUUCACAACUACUUCAGUCUGUCAAUCAGUCUAAUUGUUUUCAACAGCCAUUUGCAGUGCAAUAAUUAAACUGUGGUCAUUUGUGUUUUCCAUUGAACUAUUUUGAUAUGUAAUUUGUUAGGACAGUAUGGUUUUAUGCAUUCUCUGAUUUUUUUUUUCCUCAUCUUUUGCAUUCCAUUUAAAAACAUUUUGAUCAGCUUCUUUUGGUUUUUAAUAAUGGAGCAUGUUUGAACAAUGGAUUUUUAAAAUCUUUUUUAUUGGACUGUUGUGAUGGAAUAUUGUAAUGAAAAGUUGCUUCAAAUUUGUAAAGUUGAGAACAAUAAAAUGCUAAUUUUGUGGAAAAAGUACCUUCUGCAACUUUAUAACAGAUGCCUUUUUUAAAUUUAAAAUUAGUACCCAUGCUGUUGCUCUCAUUAAAUCACUGAUGUAACAUAAUACAACUUAUUCUGACUAGAACAGUGGAUUUUUGAGAUGAAGAUGAAGUCAAUUGAUGUUUACAAUCAGUUUUGCAAGCCUUUGCACUUGGAAUCAAAUAUGCAAAAUUUUUGAGCUGACAGUUUUUUUAAAUUCUUAAAAUGUUUGUGGUUCUUCUAUCAAGGAAACAAACCAAAAGUACACAACUAGCAGAGCUUCAUUGCAAAACAUAAUUCACUAGUAGGUUUGUAAAGGCAUGUUCUGUUCUAAAUAAA